AUGCCAGUGUCGUACGCAGCAGUGCUGAGAAUGAAACCAGACGUCUCCUCGUCGCUGCUCAGUUCAUGGCCCCGGCCUCCACACGGACAUGACCACGGCAGAGGGCUGGUGACACCUGACUUGCCGGCAUCCUUCUCCAACCAUCAUCUGUCUACCCUCAGUAUGCUCAGCUCUCAGGAGGAAUACAGGAGCCAAGGUCAGUCAAUCAGUCAAUCAGUCCUGGUUAAUAGUCUACUCCAUUUUUUUUGUGUGUGUGGAAUUUUCGUUGUUGGACGUAAAAGACUGUAAAAAAAACACCAGGACAUCAGCUCCAAGUGAUUUUAAUUUAAGAAAUCUGUUCCCAAGUAUUCCCCCGGAUAGAAGAUACAUUGUAUACAAAUGUAAGCAAGGUUUGAAAUUAUUAUGUUUUAGUCAAACAUUAUAUCUGUUUGGGCAUCUUGCGGUCAAUUUGCAGUCUACAAAUUAUUUGUAAUUAUGUUCCGGCCCCCCCGAACAUCCGCUCAAGAAAACAUCGUCCCGCGGCUGAAUCUAGUUGAUGAUCCCCGCUUUAUUACCUCAGACACUCACAGCUUUAUAGUGUAGUUGACUGAAUGGUGUUCUGAGAAAUAUGUAGAAACAGGAAAUGUUUGCAUCAGCAGAGCUACUGCUAAGUGUCAAUGUAAUAAUAGAGAAUGAGCAGUAGAGGUGAUGUAGCAUACAGUAGCCUAGCCUGGAACUAGCAUAGCAGCAAUAGCAUGAGAGCAUAUCAUAGCAUAUACCAUGGCAACACAGCAGUAAUAGAAGGUAAUAGCGUAAGUUAAUUAGCAUUAGCAUAAGAGAGCAGGUAAUCGCAAUAGCAUAGCUUAGCAUAAAAGUGACUAUAGCAUGUAAUGACAAUAGCAUCGAGCAGUAGUGAGGGAUAACAUAGAUGAUAAAUAAUAUCUAUAGCAACUGAGGUAGCAUAUGACAGUGGAAUAUUAGCAUUAGCAAGUAACAGUAGCAAACACCAUAUAAAGUGUCUUAUAAUGUGCAAUGGUAAUAACUAUAACCCAGCAAUAAUGGCAACAAUAACAGUUAAAUAGCAGUUAACUGAUAGACAAGGGCAUAUAAGGGAACUAAAUGCUAAUAGCAGCAGUAUUAACAAGCACACAACACACUCUUUACAAUGGGGGAAUCCAGCUAGCAUGCUAACCAUAUAGAAGUAUGCCAGAAGUGACCAGAAACCAGUUGGGAUUUGUAGUUUGUUAAGGGAUUUUGUGCCGUUGGACUACAACAACCAUUUUGGCUACAUAGCAAGCCCGUUGUAAGGGAUGUUUUUCAUGACUCAGCAGGUCUUAAGGGAACUGGCCCGCACUACCGUACCUCCUUGCCCGUCCAAAUAAAAUAUUAAAAUAUUCACCAUUUAUUUGACCGAGACUCGCACUGACAGAAGACGCAUCAAUCUCAGAUGAAGCAUCUGAGCGAGCGAAACAGUGCCCCUCUGUCUCAGUAUGUGUGUCAUACUCUUUUUGUCCAGACAGCAUUAGAUACAUGCGCUACAUAUAGUAAGACAGAGGGGCGCUGUUUCACUCGCUCGGAUGCUUUCUCCAGUGAGAUACACUACCCGUCAAAAGUUUUAGAACACCUACUCAUUCAAGGAUUUUUCUUUAUUUUUGCACCAAAUACAAUGCUCUUAGUUUUAGAGAUGUUCAGGGCCAGUUUAUGACUUGCCACCCCAUUCCAAAACAGACUGCCAUUCUUUGUUAAGGGUUUCAGUGACUUAAUUAGCUGUGGUUGCUGAUGCGUAUAUGGUUGAAUCAUCAGCAUACAUGGACACACAUACUUUGUUUAAUGCAAGUGGCAGGUCAUUGGUAAAAAUAGAAAAGAGGGCCUAGAGAGCUGCCCUGCGGUACACCACACUUUACAUGUUUGAUAUUAGAGACGCUUCCAUUAAAGAAAACCCUCCGAGUUCUAUUAGAUAGAUAGCUCUGAAUCCACGAUAUGGCAGAGGUUGAAAAGCCGUAAGACAUAUGUUUUUUUCAACAACAGGUGAUGGUCAAUAAUAUCAAAGGUUGCACUGAAAUCUGACAGUACAUCUCCCACAAUCUUCUUACUAUCAAUAUCUUUCAACCAAUCAUCAGUCAUUUGUGCCAGUGCAGUACAUGUUUAGUGCCCUUCUCUAUAAGCAUGCUGAAAGUCUGUUGUUAAUCUGUAUACAGAGAAAUAGCAGUGUAUUUGGUCAAACACAAUUAUUUCCAACAGUUUGCUAAGAGCAGGCAGCAAGCUGAUAGGUCUGCUGUUAGAACCAGUAAAGGCUGCUUUACCACUCUUGGGUAGUGGAAUGACUUUGGCUUCCCUCCAGGCCUGAGGACAAAGACUUUCCUCUAGGCUCAGAUUAAAUAUAUGACAGAUAGGAGUGGCUAUAGAGUCAGCUACCAUCCUCAGUAGCUUUCCAUCUGAAUUGUUAAUGCCAGGAGGCUUGUCAUUAUUGAUAGUUUACAAUCAUUUUUCCACCUCUCCAACACUAACUUUACAAAAUUCAAACUUGCUAUGCUUUUCUUUCAUUAUUUGUUUUUUUAUGCAUGAACACGAUGGCUCACUGUUUGUUGUUGGCAUUUCCUGCCUAGGUUUGCCCACUUUGCCAAUUAAGUAAUCAUUAAAAUAAUUGGCAACAUCAAAUUGUUUUGUGAUGAAUAAGCCAUCUGAUUCGAUGGAGAUGGAGUUGAAUUUGUCUUUCUGCCCAUAAUUUAAUUUAAAGUACUCCAAAGUUUUUUUUCUUCCCAUCAUUCUUUAUAUCAUUGAUCUUGGCUUCAUAAUACAGUUUCUUCUUCUUUUUUUAAGUUUAGUCUCAUAAUUUCUCAAUUUGCAGUUAGUCAGCCAGUCAGAUGUGCAGCCAGACUUAUUAGCCACUCCUUUUGCCCUGUCUCUUUCAACCAGACAGUUUUUCAAUUCCUCAUCAAUCCAUGGAGCCUUAACAGUUCUAACAGUCAGUUUCUUAACAGGUGCAUGUUUAUUAAUAAUUGGAAGAAGCAAUUUCAUUAAUUAAUCAAGUGCAGCAUCUGGAUGCUCCUUAUUAAUCACAUCAGACCAACAAAUAUUUUUAACAUCAUCCACAUAAGAGUCACAGCAACAUCUUUUAUAUGAUCUCUUAUACACUAUUUUAGGCCCAGCUUUUGGAACUUUGGCUUUCCUGGAUAUAGCCACUAUAUUGUGAUCAGUGCAUCCAAUGGAUACGGAUACAGCUUCAGAACAAAGUUCUACAGUAUUAGUAAAAAUGUGAUCAGUACAUGUGGAUGAUCUUGUUCCUGUAGUGUUUGUAAACACCCUGGUAGGUUGAUUAAUAACCUGAACCAGAUUACAGGCACUGUUUACAGUGAGAAGCUUCCUCUUGAGCGGACAACUUGAUAAAAACCAGUCAAUAUACAGUGGGGAAAAAAAGUAUUUAGUCAGCCACCAAUUGUGCAAGUUCUCCCACUUAAAAAGAUGAGAGAGGCCUGUGAUUUUCAUCAGAGGUACACGUCAACUAUGACAGACAAAAUGAGAAAAAAAAUCCAGAAAAUCACAUUGUAGGAUUUUUUAUGAAUUGAUUUGCAAAUUAUGGUGGAAAAUAAGUAUUUGGUCAAUAACAAAAGUUUCUCAAUACUUUGUUAUAUACCCUUUGUUGGCAAUGACACAGGUCAAAUGUUUUCUGUAAGUCUUCACAAGGUUUUCACACACUGUUGCUGGUAUUUUCGCCCAUUCCUCCAUGCAGAUCUCCUCUAGAGCAGUGAUGUUUUGGGGCUGGGCAACACAGACUUUCAACUCCCUCCAAAGAUGUUCUAUGGGGUUGAGAUCUGGAGACUGGCUAGGCCACUCCAGGACCUUAAUGCUUCUUACGAAGCCACUCCUUCGUUGCCCGGGCGGUGUGUUUGGGAUCAUUGUCAUGCUGAAAGACCCAGCCACGUUUCAUCUUCAAUGCCCUUGCUGAUGGAAGGAGGUUUUCACUCAAAAUCUCACGAUACAUGGCCCCAUUCAUUCUUUACUUUACACGGAUCAGUCGUCCUGGUCCCUUUGCAGAAAAACAGCCCCAAAGCAUGAUGUUUCCACCCCCAUGCUUCACAGUAGGUAUGGUGUUCUUUGGAUGCAACUCAGCAUUCUUUGUCCUCCAAACACGAAGAGUUGAGUUUUUACCAAAAAGUUAUAUUUUGGUUUCAUCUGACCAUAUGACAUUCUCCCAAUCCUCUUCUGGAUCAUCCAAAUGCACUCUAGCAAACUUCAGAUGGGCCUGGACAUGUACUGGCUUAAGCAGGGGGACAAGUCUGCACUGCAGGAUUUGAGUCCCUGGCGGCGUAGUGUGUUACUGAUGGUAGGCUUUGUUACUUUGGUCCCAGCUCUCUGCAGGUCUUUCACUAGGUCCCCCCGUGUGGUUCUGGGAUUUUUGCUCACUGUUCUUGUCAUCAUUUUGACCCCACGGGGUGAGAUCUUGUGUGGAGCCCCAGAUCGAGGGAGAUUAUCAGUGGUCUUGUAUGUCUUCCAUUUCCUAAUAAUUGCUCCCACAGUUGAUUUCUUCAAACCAAGCUGCUUACCUAUUGCAGAUUCAGUCUUCCCAGCCUGGUGCAGGUCUACAAUUUGGUUUCUGGUGUCCUUUGACAGCUCUUUGGUCUUGGCCAUAGUGGAGAUUGGAGUGUGACUGUUUGAGGUUGUGGACAGGUGUCUUUUAUACUGAUAACAAGUUCAAACAGGUGCCAUUAAUACAGGUAACGAGUGGCGGACAGAGGAGCCUCUUAAAGAAGAAGUUACAGGUCUGUGAGAGCCAGAAAUCUUGCUUGUUUGUAGGUGACCAAAUACUUAUUUUCCACCAUAAUUUGCAAAUAAAUUCAUUAAAAAUCCUACAAUGUGAUUUUCUGGAUUUUUUUCCCUCAAUUUGUCUGUCAUAGUUGACGUGUACCUAUGAUGAAAAUUACAGGCCUUCUCAUCUUUUUAAGUGGGAGAACUUGCACAAUUGGUGGCUGACUAAAUACUUUUUUCCCCCACCGUACUCUGUUUCAAUCACAUACACUAUCAAGCAUUUCACACAUAUUAUUUAGAUACUGACUGUUCACACUUGGUGGCCUAUAGCAACCCCCCAAAAUAAAAGGCUUUAGAUGUGCCAAGUGAACCUGCAACCACAACACUUCAAUAACACUUGACAUAAGAUCUUCUCUAAGCAUUACAGGGAUAUGGCUCUGAAUAUACAGUAUAUAGCAACUCCUCCCCCAUAAGCAUUUCUGUCUCUUAUAUAGAUGUUACAUCCUUGUAUUGCUGCUGCUGUAUCAUCAAAUGAAUUAUCUAAGUGAGUCUCAGAAAGGGCUAAUAUAUGAAUGUUAUCUGAUGUUAUCAAGUUAUUGAUUUCAUGAACCUUAUUUCUAAGGCUAUAUAUAUUAAUAUGGGCUAUUUUCAGUCCUUUCCUGGGUAGCUUAACAGAGAUAGACAUAAUACUGAAAAGAGCAAACAAAGCAAGAUAAAAUAAUAUAAGCUAUGAACCCAUAGGCUUGGCUCUCUCAUCCCUUCCAGGCUUCUGGGAAGGAGGGUGGACAAUGAGCCUGUCAUAUAUGAUGGAAGCAAUGUCCCCAUGCGCUCUGUCAGCUUUCACGGCUGGGAUCAGUUCUUUCCUCUUCUGGCGCACAGCUUCAGGAUAGUCCUCGUUGAGGAAGAUAUACGUUCCUCUCAAGUUCUUGGCUCUUUCCAGAACAGCUACCUUGUCCUUGAACCUCAGGAACUUGACCACUAUCGGCCUGGGUCUGUCACCUGGGCCGGUGGUGGGUUUUCCAGUCCUGUGGGCGUGCUCCACCUCCAUCUUCCUGUGGUCCAUCUUCAAUUUCUCAGAGAUCAUUUCCCUCACUUUGUCCUCAGACUCCGUCCACAACCAUGUUGUUCCACCUUGAUUGUCCCUCGAGAUCUGAUUUAUCCGUCAUUGUUAUCAUGGAUUCACACACAGAACUGUCCUCUCAAUGACUUUCAGAUUGCUGUCAUCUUGCCGUUCUCCUGUUUCACCUAAUCGAGCUCAACUCAUUGAGCUGACCCUGGGAGAACUGCAAACUGUUCUUCAGGUCCUGGACCUCUCUGGUCAGGUGGUCCAGUCUUUUAUUAGUUGAAUCCACACUUGAAGCUAUUUUCUUGUUGUUGUAACAACUCCUUGUAGAUCUAUUUUCGUUUAAAAGAUCCUUCACGUGUGAUAGAGAGACAACUCUGUCCUCAACAACACUGGCUUUGGUCUUUGUCAUGGUAGCUAGCAACGUACACUACCAGUCAAAAGUUUUAGUGUGUUGUGUGCCUCCAAUCAAGUUGAUUAACACAUUUUUAUAGAGAUUGAUGUAAUAUUGGCUUAGAUACAGUACCAGUCAAAACUCUGGACACACCUACUCAUUCAAGGGUUUUCUAUUUUUUUUACAUUGUAGAAUAAUGUUAAGACAACAAAACUAUGAAAUAACACAAAUGGAAUCAUAUAGUAACGAAAAAAGUGUUAAACAAAUCAAAAUAUAUUUCAGAUUUUAGAUUCUUCAAAUAGCCACCCUUUGCCUUGAUGACAGCUUUGCACACUCUUGGCAUUCUCUCAACCAGCUUCACCUGGAAUGCUUUUCCAAUAGUCUUGAAGGAGUUCCCACAUAUGCUGAGCACUUGUUGGCUGCUUUUCCUUCAAUCUGUGGUCUGACUCAUCCCAAACCAUCUCAAUUGGGUUGAGGUCAGGGAAUUGUGUAGGCCAGGGCAUCUGAUGCAGCACUCGAUCACUCUUCUUCUUGGUAAAAUAGCCCUAACACAGCCUGUAGGUGUGUUGGGUCAAUGUCCUGUUGAAAAACAAAUUAUAGUCCCACUAAGCCCAACCCAGAUGGGAUGGCAUAUCGAUGCAGAAUGCUGUGGUAGCCAUGCUGGUUAAGUGUGCCUUGAAUUCUAAAUGAAUCACAGACAGUGUCACCAGCAAAGCACCCCCACACCAUAACACCUCCUCCUCCAUGCUUUACGGUGGGAAAUACACAUGCGGAGAUCAUCCGUUCACCCACACCGUGUCUCACAAAGACACGGCGGUUGGAACCAAAAAUCUCCAAUUUGGACUCCAGACCAAAGGACAAAUUUCCACCGGUCUAAUGUCCAUUGCUCGUGUUUCUUGGCCCAAGCAAGUCUCUUCUUCUUAUUGGUGUCCUUUAGUAGUGGUUUCUUUGCAGCAAUUCGACUAUGAAGGCCUGAUUCACGCAGUCCCCUCUGAACAGUUGAUGUUGAGAUGUGUCUGUUACUUGAACUCUGUGAAGCAUUUAUUUGGGCUGCAAUUUCUGAGGCUGGUAACUCUAAUGAACAUAUCCUCUGCAGCAGAGGUAACUCUGGGUCUUCCAUUCCUGUGGUUGUCCUCAUGAGAGCCAGUUUAAUCAUAGCGCUUGAUGGUUUUAGCGACUGCACUUGAAGAAACUUUAAAAGGUUCUUGAAAUGUUCCCUAUUUACUGAUUUUCAUGUCUUAAAGUAAUGAUGGACAAUAAUUUUUCUUUGCUUAUUUGAGCUGUUCUUGCCAUAAUAUGGACUAAUAUGGAUCCCAAAUAGGGCUACUGCAUGAUUCCAUAUGUGUUAUUUCAUAGAUUUGAUGUCUUCACUAUUAUUCAACAAUGUACAAAAUAGUAAAAAUAAAGAAAAACCCUGGAAUGACUAGGUGUUCUAAAACUUUUGACUGGUAGUGUAUAUGUACAGUCGUGGUCAAAGGUUUUGAGACUGACACAAGUAUUGGUCUUCGCAAAGUUCGCUGCUUCAGUGUUAUGAGAUAUUUUUGUCAGAUGUUACUAUGGUAUACUGAAGUAUAAUUACAAGCAUUACAUAAGUAUCAAAGGCUUUUAUUGACAAUUACAUUAAGUUUAUGGAAAGAGUUAAUAUUUGCAGUGUUGACCCUUCUUUUUCAAGACCUCUGCGAUCCGCCCUGGCAUGCUGUCAAUUAACUUCUGGGCCACAUCCUGACUGAUGGCGGCCCAUUCUUGCAUAAUCAAUGCUUGGAGUUUGUCAGAAUUAGUGGGUUUUUGUUUGUCCACCCGCCUCUUGAGGACCAACCACAAGUUCUCAAUGGGAUUAAGGUCUGGGGACUUUCUUUCCUGGCCAUGGACCCAAAAUGUCAAUGUUUUGUUACCCGAGCCACUUAGUUAUCACUUUUGCCUUAUGGCAAGGUGCUCCAUCAUGCUGGAAAAGGCAUUGUUCGUCACCAAACUGUUCUUGGAUGGUUGGGAGAAGUUGCUCUCGGAGGAUGUGUUGGUACCAUUCUUUAUUCAUGGCUGUGUUCUUAGGCAAAAUUGUGAGUGAGCCCACUCCCUUGGCUGAGAAGCAACCCCACACAUGAAUGGUCUCAGGAUGCUUUACUGUUGGCAUGACACAGGACUGAUGGUAGCGCUCACCUUGUCUUCUCCGGACAAGCUUUUUUCCAGAUGCCCCAACCAAUUGGAAAGGGGAUUCAUCAGAGAAAAUGACUUUACCCCAGUCCUCAGCAGUCCAAUCCCUGUACAUUUUGCAGAAUAUCAGUCUGUCCCUGAUGUUUUUCCUGGAGAGAAGUGGCUUCUUUGCUGCCCUUCUUGACACCAGGUCAUCCAAGUAUUUGCCUCACUGUCCUUUUGUGGCAGGGCUGAAAUGCAGUGGAAAUGUUUUUUGGGGGAUUAAGUUCAUUUUCAUGGCAAAGAGGGACUUUGCAAUUAAUUGCAAUUCAUCUGAUCACUUCAUAACAUUCUGGAGUAUAUGCAAAUUGCCAUCAUCAAAACUGAGGCAGCAGACUUUGUGAAAAUUAGUUUUUGUGUUAUUCUCAAAACUUUGGUGUGUGUUCCUGUCUGUGAGUUGCAAUUCAACGGCUCAGACACGAGACGUAUGUGGCAGGGUCUACAGACAAUCACGGACUACAAAAGGAAAACCAGCCACGUCGCCAACACCGACGUCUCGCUUCCAGACAAGCGAAACACCUUCUUCGCCCGCUUUGAGGAUAAUACAGUGCCACCGACGCGGCCCGCUACCAAGGACUGUGGGCUCUCCUUCUCCGUGGCCAACGUGAAUAAGACAUUUAAGCGUGUAAAACCUUGCAAGGCUGCCGGCCCAGAUGGCAUUCCUAGCCGCACCCUCAGAGCAUGCGCAGACCAGCUGUCUGGAAUGUGUUUACAGACAUAUUCAAUCUCUCCCUUUCCCAGUCUUGUGUCCCCACAAGCUUCAAGAUGGCCACCAUUGUCCCUGUACCCAAGAAAGCAAAGGUAACUGAACUAAAUGACUAUCGCCCCUUAGAACUCAGUUCUGUCAUCAUGAAGUGCUUUGAGAGACUAGUCAUUUCACCUCUACCUUACCUGCCACCCUAGACCCACUUCAAUUUGCUUACCGCCCCAGAGUUGCAAAGAAAAAGCCAUAUCUCAGACUGCCCAUCUUAAUCUUCUAUUUUUAUUGGCCAGUCUGAGAUAUGGCUUUUUCUUUUCAACUCUGCCUAGAAGCUCAGCAUCCCGGAGUCGCCUCGUUGAUGUUGAGACUGGUGUUUUGCGGGUACUAUUUAAUGAAGCUGUCAGUUGAGGACCUGUGAGGCGUCUGUUUCUCAAACUAGACACUCUAAUGUAUUUGUCCUCUUGCUCAGUUGUGCACCGGGGCCUCCCACUCCUCUUUCUAUUCUGGUUACAGCCAGUUUGAGCUGUUCUGUGAAGGGAGUAGUACACAGCAUUGUACAAGCUCUUCAGUUUCUUAGCAAUUUCUCGCAUGGAAUAGCCUUCAUUUCUCAGAACAAGAAUAGACUGACGAGUUUCAGAAGAAAGUUAUUUGUUUCUGGCCAUUUUAAGCCUGGAAUCGAACCCACAAUUGCUGAUGCUCCAGAUACUCAACUAGUCUCAAGAAGGCCAGUUUUAUUGCUUCUUGAAUCAGCACAACAGUUUUCAGCUGUGCUAACAUAAUUGUAAAAGGGUUUUCUAAUGAUCAAUUAGCCUUUUAAAAUGAUCAACUUGGAUUAGCAAACACAACGUGCCAUUGGAACAUUUACAUUUACAUUUACGUCAUUUAGCAGACGCUCUUAUCCAGAGCGACUUACAGUUAGUGAAUACAUAUAUAUAUAUAUAUAUUUUUUAUACUGGCCCCCCGUGGGAAUCGAACCCACAACCCUGGCGUUGCAAACGCCAUGCUCUAUCAACUGAGCUACAUCCCUGCCAGCCAUUCCCUCCCCUACCCUGGACGACGCUGGGCCAAUUGUGCGCCGCCCAUGAGUCUCCCGGUCGCGGCCGGCUGCGACAGAGCCUGGAUUCGAACCAGGAUCUCUAGUGGCACAGUUAGCACUGCGAUGCGGAACACAGGACUGAUGGUUGCUGAUAAUGGGCCUCUAUACUCCUAUGUAUAUAUUCCAUAAAAAAUCAGCCGUUUCCAGCUACAAUAGCCAUUUACAACAUUAACAAUGUCUACACUGUAUUACUGAUCAAUUUGAUGUUAUUUUAAUGGACAUUUUUUAUUUUUUUAUUUUGAAAACAAGGACAUUUCUAAGUGACUCCAAACUUUUGAACGGUAGUGUACAUAUGAAUUAAGGAAAUUGCCCCAGAUCCCUCUGUCAAUAUUUUCUGGGUAGUCCCCGAAGGGCUCACUCUCUGCAACACCCAAGUAAAGGCCAUAGCCAUCUCAUCCCGCCCACUUGUUCUUUUGAAGUGGAAGUCAGGUACCCCGCCAUCGCAUGCUCACUGGGUCAGGGAUGUUAUGGUCCAUCUUAAACUUGAGACGCUAAAAUAUUCCACCCGUGGCUCCUCUGAAAAGUUUUAUAAGGUCUGGCAGCAAUUACUCAAUUGCUUUGAGAGUAAACUCUGCUCUGAGAACUUAAUAUAGCCUCUGUAAUCCCCCCCCCCCCCCAACCCCAUCAUAUCAUUUUAAUAUAUCUAUGUACUAUUUCUAUUAACAUCCAGAUACUUACUUAUAUAGUAUUAUUUUAUUUAUUAUUAUUAUUACUCUUUUUUUUCUGUUGCAUAGGAUAGUAUCAAUGUAACUCCUUUCUGAGGAGAGGAGAGGAGAGGAGAGGAGAGGAGGAGAGGAGAGGAGGGAGAGGAGAGGAGAGGAGAGGAGAGGAGAGGGAGAGGAGAGGAGAGGAGAGGAGAGGAGAGGAGAGGAGAGGAGGAGAGGAGAGGAGAGGAGAGGAGGGGAGGGGAGGGAGGGGAGAGGAGAGGAGAGGAGAGGGAUGCGGAUUCUUGUACGCUUGCCGUACGUUAGUCGUACUGAUUGCAUUCAUGAACUUGCGUAGUACUGGAUGGCUGUGUUCAGAUGUAUGGUUAGGAUUUAAUCUGAAUCUAGAUGUAUCAGAAGACACUGUGCAUCGUCAUUUGUAGUUUGUACUGGGAGGCGAUGGUAUCUGUCUCUGUUAGUGUACUGAUGGUGAUAUCAUUCAAUCUGUUAGUGUACUAAGCUGGGGGCUGUGAUAUCAUGUCAAUCUGUUAGUGUACUAAGGGGAGGCUGUGAUAUCUGUCAAUCUGUUAGUGGUACUAAGGGGAGGCUGGUGAUAUCAUGUCAAUCUGUUAGUGGUACUAAGGGGAGGCUGGUGAUAUCAUGUCAAUCUGUUAGUGUACUAAGGGGAGGCUGGUGAUAUCAUGUCAAUCUGUUAGUGGUACUAAGGGGAGGCUGGUGAUAUCAUGUCAAUCUGUUAGUGUACUAAGGGGAGGCUGGUGAUAUCAUGUCAAUCUGUUAGUGGUACUAAGGGGAGGCUGGUGAUAUCAUGUCAAUCUGUUAGUGGUACUAAGGGGAGGGCUGGUGAUAUCAUGUCAAUCUGUUAGUGGUACUAAGGGGAGGCUGGUGAUAUCAUGUCAAUCUGUUAGUGGUACUAAGGGGAGGCUGGUGAUAUCAUGUCAAUCUGUUAGUGGUACUAAGGGGCGGCUGGUGAUAUCAUGUCAAUCUGUUAGUUGUACUAAGGGGGGCUGGUGAUAUCAUGUCAAUCUGUUAGUUGUACUAAGGGAGGCUGGUGAUAUCAUGUCAAUCUGUUAGUGGUACUAAGGGGAGGCUGGUGGUAUCAUGUCAAUCUGUUAGUGGUACUAAGGGGAGGCUGGUGAUAUCAUGUUAAUCUGUUAGUGGUACUAAGGGGCGGCUGGUGAUAUCAUGUUAAUCUGUUAGUGGUACUAAGGGGCGGCUGGUGAUAUCAUGUCAAUCUGUUAGUGGUACUAAGGGGCGGCUGGUGAUAUCAUGUCAAUCUGUUAGUUGUACUAAGGGGAGGCUGGUGAUAUCAUGUCAAUCUGUUAGUGGUACUAAGGGGAGGCUGGUGGUAUCAUGUCAAUCUGUUAGUGGUACUAAGGGGAGGCUGGUGAUAUCAUGUUAAUCUGUUAGUGGUACUUUUUGAGACGUUUCAUUUUGUAUUCAGCAUAACAGCAUGUAGCCCCAGUAUUGUGUUGGCAUUUUGAUAAGUUAAACCACAGAUGACAAAAAGUGAAUAUAUGGUACUGUGUUGUUGGUAAACUGUCACAUAAUCAGACAUGCUUUAAAGUCAUGAAAGCUGCCAAAGCUCUCUGUGUGUUCAGCAAAAGGCUCAUCAGACUUUUUCCAUCUAUUUGAAAGCCUUGAAAUGAAAGUCCUCAGCGGCCUGUGAGCCAGAUCUUUACUUAGACCGUAUUUGUCCUCUCCAGUGGUGUUGCUUUUCGGUGUUAGGACAGCAGUACUCAUGGGCUGCAUUUCUGCUCUUCGAAUGCGUCCCGAAGAGGCACCCUAUUCCCUACGUAGUGCACUACUUUUGACCAGAGCCCUGCUAAUAGGAUGGAAAUAGGAAUAGGAUGCCGUUUGGGACUCAGCCCUCCUCUCAUCUCCAUGUCCUUAAGCAACAGCUCCUGACUGGAACUCAGUCCCAGCACUGCUAGCUAGCUGCUUUUAGUAACCCCACUUGAUGCUAUGGAUUAAUAGCCAUUAAGCUAUGUGGAGAGCACUCUACUUCCCAGCUAAUGCUCAGCCAAGGCCUGCAGUGUGUUGUGUCCUGUCUUACGUAGGAAGGACCAGAAAAGUGCACAAAGACUAUAAAAAAAAAACACCAGCAAAUCAGCUCCAACUUAUUUUAAUUUUGGAAAAUCGGUUCCAAAGUAUUCCCAUGCAUAAUAGAGAGACGUCCACUGAGUAUACAAAAUAUUAAGAACACCUGUUCUUUCCAUGACAUAGACUGACUAGAAGAAACUCAAUAUUUGGAAGGUGUUCCUAAUGUUUGGUAUACUCAGUUUUCACUACAUGGCCAAAAGUAUGUGGACAACUGUUUGUCGAACAUCUCAUUCCAAAAUCAUGGUCAUUAAUAUGGAGUUGGUCCCCCCUUUGCUGCUAUAACAGCCUCCACUCUUCUGGGAAGGCUUUCCACUAGAUGUUGGAACAUUGCUGCGGGGACUUGCUUCCAUUCAGCCACAAGAGCAUUAGUGAGGUCAGGCACUGAUGUUGGGCGAUUAGGCCUGGCGCGCAGUCGCCGUUCCAAUUCACACAAAGGGGCUCUGUGCAGGCCAGUCAAGUUCUUUCACACCAAUCUCGACAAACCAUUUCUGUAUGGACCUCGCUUUGUGCACGGGAGUAUUGUCAUGCUGAAACAGGAAAGGGCCUUCCCCAAACUGUUGCCACAAAGUUGGAAGCACAGAAUCGUCUAAGAUAUCGUUGUAUGCUGUAGAGUUAAGAUUUCCCUUCACUGGAACUAAGGGGCCUAGCCCGAACCAGCCCCAGACCAUUAUUCCUCCUCUACCAAACUUUACACUUGGCACUAUGCAUUCGGGCAUCCGCCAAACCCAGAUUUGUCUGUCGGACUGCCAGAUGGUGAAGCGUGAUUCAUCACUCCAGAGAACGCGUUUCCACUGCUCCAGGGUCCAAUAGAGGAGAGCUUUACACCACUCCAGCCGACGCUUGGCAUUGUGCAUGGUGAUCUUAGGCUUGUGUGCGGCUGCUUGGCCAUGGAAACCCAUUUCAUGAAGCUCCCGACGAACAGUUAUUGUGCUGACCUUGCUUCUAGAGGCAGUUUGGAACUCGGUAGUGAGUGUUGCAACCGAGGACAGACCAUUUUUACGCGGUACGCGCUUCAGCACUCGAGCUUGUGUGGCCUACCACUUCGCGGCUGAGCCGUUGUUGCUCCAAGACGUUUCCACUUCACAAUAACAGCACUUACAGUUGACCGUGGCAGCUCUAGCAGGGCAGAAAUUUGAUGUGAUGAACUGACUUGUUGGAAAAUUGGCAUCCUAUGACGGUGCCACAUUGAAAGUCACCGAUCUCUUCAGUAUGGGCCAUUCUACUGCCAAUGUUUGUCUAUGGAGAUUGCAUGUCUGUGUGCUCGGUUUUAUACACCUGUCAGCAACGGGAGUGGCUGAAAUAGCAAAAUCCACUCAUUUAAGGGGUGUCCACAUACUGCUGUGUAUAUAGUGUAUGACAGGGAGGAUGAUGUCACUGAUGAUGUCACUGACGUCUAUUUCUUAUGCCUUUUCCUGCGUGAAAAACACAGAAUUCUGCGUUAACAGGACCCCUAAGUUUAACCUGCAAUCUAAGUAAGUGGCUGAAUGAAUAAGGUGACGGGCAUCAUACUGUGUUCGCUUUCUGCCGUGUUUGGGAAGUCGAAGCCCGUUGGAUGAGUUAUCUGAGUUAUCUGAGUUCUGUCCAGCUGCCAUUUUUUCUCCUCUCUGUUCUAGGCCCGUCUGCUCCUCCCCCCUCUGCUCCUUCCCCCUCUGCUCCUCCCCCAUCUUCUCUGAGCAGAUCAGGCAGGCCCGUUGCCCUAGCGACUCCAAGCAGAGCAGGCAGGCCCGUUGCCCUAGCGACUCCAAGCAGAGCAGGCAGGCUCGUUGCCCUAGCGACUCCAAGCAGAGCAGGCAGGACUGUUGCCCUAGCGACUCCAGACUCCACACAGACACAACGUGUACACAUGCUGCUGGAGAACCAGCACUGUUCUUCCUUCAGACAAGCAUGAACUAUAUAUAGUAUACAGAUAAAGCAACUGUCUGUCUCUCUCUCUCUCUCUCUCUCUCUCUCUCUCUCUCUCUCUCUCUCUCUCUCUCUCUCUCUCUCUCUCUCUCUCUCUCUCUCUCUCUCUCCUCUCUCUCUCUCUCUCUCUCUCUCUCUCUCUCUCUCCUCUAUAUAGAUAUAUAUAUAUAUAUAUAUAUAUAUAUAUAUUUAUAUAUCUCUCUCUCUCUCUCUUUACCUCUCUCUUUUCAUCUCUCCCUCUCUAUGAGUGAUUCAGAUUGAGUUGAUUCAUAUUGAGCUGAUUCAUAUUGAGUUGAUUCAUAUUGAGCUGAUUCAUAUUGAGUGAUUCAUAUUGAGUUGAUUCAUAUUGAGUGAUUCAUAUUGAGUGAUUCAUAUUGAGUUGAUUCAUAUUGAGUUGAUUCAUAUUGAGCUGAUUCAUAUUGAGUUGAUUCAUAUUGAGCUGAUUCAUAUUGAGUUGAUUCAUAUUGAGUGAUUCAUAUUGAGUUGAUUCAUAUUGAGAUGGAAGUAGAAGAGAAUUAGGACAGGAGAAUUACAGGAAGGUAACAUUCAGAUGACCUGUAAUAUGGAGUAAAUUGUGUCUCCCAAAUUGCACUCUAUUUCCUACAUAGUACACUACUUUUGACCAGGGCACAUAGGAUGGGAUGUUCUUCGUUCACAAUCUGACUACCAGGCCAUAGCUCAGAUAGUGACACCACGUCCACCUCUGGUAAUAGAAUGAUUUAGUGCUGUAACUCCUUCCAAAAUCAUCUGAUUUAGUGCUGAAUGAUGUAGUGUUGGUGUAACUCCCUCUAAAACAUGAAGGGUUGUUUUGUCUUGCUUUCCAGGAGGAAGAAUUCCCCCAGACGUUUCGGUGUCAGCUUUCUUCAACGUGUUCCAACGUUGUGUUUUAUCUAAACUCCUCUUUCUUUUCUAUGUCAUUCAGAGCGUGGAGAGUUUGGGCCGGUGUUUGUCCAGGAACCACAUGACGCCAUCUUUGCGUUGGACUCUGAGGAGAAGAAAGUGAUGAUGAGCUGUGAAGCCAGAGGCAACCCUGUACCUGUAUACAGGUAUGUCUCUGUCUAUGUCUCUAACCCUAUACCCUAUACCUCUAUCUAACCCUAUACCUCUAUCUAACCCUAUACCUCUAUCUAACCCUAUACCUGUAUCUCUCUCUCUCUCUGUCUCUCUCUCUCUCUCUCUCUCUCUCUCUCUCUCUCUCUCUCUGUCCAUCUCUCUCUCUCUCUCUCUCUCUCUCUCUCUCUCUCUCUCUCUCUCUCUCUCUCUCUCUCUCUCUCUCUUACUCUCUCUCUCUCUCUCUGAUUUCUCGCCAGAAAUCUUUCUGAUUGAGAGGGGGUCAAAUACUUAUUUCCCUCAUUAAAAUGCAAAUCAAUUUAUAACAUUUUUGACAUGCGUUUUUCUGGAUUUUUUUGUUGUUAUUCUGUCUCUCAAUGUUCAAAUAAACCUACCAUUAAAAUUAUAGACUGAUAAUUUCUUUGUCAGUGGGCAAAUGUACAAAAUCAGCAGGGGAUCAAAUACUUUUUUCCCUCACUGUAUAUUCAUAAUAAUCCGAGCCACAGUUUUUUCUACUGUUCGCUUUUUAAUGGAGGAAUGUAACCAUGCUCUUUGGUAUCAUUGUGUAUGUCUGCAGUUGGUUCAUCAAUGGAACAGUAGUGGACGUGGAGGCAGAUUACCGUUACAGCUUGAUCGACGGCAACUUGAUAAUAACCAACGCCAGUGAGACGGCUGACUAUGGGAGAUACCAGUGUAAGGUGGAGAACAGCUACGGGACGAUCCUGAGUCGGGACGCCCUGCUACAGUUUGCC
Coregonus sp. 'balchen' is the source of this 16634-nucleotide messenger RNA. The record is from the annotation of a GenBank genome assembly. Lineage: Eukaryota; Metazoa; Chordata; Actinopteri; Salmoniformes; Salmonidae.